UGGCUACCAUCACUGACGGUGGUACGGUUUUUAACUUUCAUUUAGAAUCGUUUGUUUGAAGACACUCUCGUUGUACGAUGGAGCGUUGGAAUGGGCGUGUGGCCAUUGUGACGGGUGCUAGUUCCGGUAUCGGUGCUGCGAUCGCAAAGGAUCUGGCCAAAGCUGGCAUGGUGACCAUCGGUUUGGCGCGGCGUGUCGAGCGGGUUGAGGAGUUGCGAAAGGAUCUCCCGGUAGAUGCAGCAAAGCGGCUGCACCCGAUCAAGUGCGAUAUUUCGAACGAAGCGGACAUCGAUGCCGUGUUUAAGCAGGUGGAAGAACGGUUUGGUGGUUGUGAUGUGCUGGUGAACAAUGCCGGAAUAGCGAAGAGAACGGGAUUGCUCGAUGUUGGUAACACGGCCGAAAUCAGGGCAGUGCUGGACACGAACGUGACCGGGCUAGUCCUCUGCAGUCAGCGAGCUUACCAAUCGAUGGUGAAACGAUCGGUCGAUGGCCACAUCAUUCACAUUAGCAGUGUCGCUGGUCAUAGCGUUCCAAAUAUUCCCAAACUCAAUAUCUAUCCUGGUACGAAGCACGCCGUCAAAGCCAUCACGGAAACGAUGCGCCAAGAGAUGCGUGAUGCUGGCAAAAAGAUCAAAGUGACGAGCAUAAGCCCAGGUGGAGUGAGAACGGAAAUUAUAAACGACGCUGAAGUACCCCCAAAUAUGCCGUUCCUCGACUCGGAGGACAUUUCCGGGGCCGUCCUGUAUGUCCUGGGCACGCCAGCGCACGUUCAGGUGCACGAGCUCAUCAUCAAGCCAAUCGGAGAGAUGUUUUAGGAGGCGACACGUGUUUUUGUGUGUUUAGUAAAUAGUAAAACGGUUUCUUUUUUAUCUAAAUCAAAAUCAUUUAACAAUACAACACAAAAAGAUGCAGAAAUUCUAUUUUUUAAAAGUAACAAAUAAAUGUGGAAAUGUA
Anopheles aquasalis is the source of this 954-nucleotide messenger RNA. RefSeq names its product farnesol dehydrogenase-like. Gene Ontology annotation, molecular function: oxidoreductase activity. The record is from RefSeq and is a predicted model, not a curated record. NCBI's taxonomy places the organism in Eukaryota, Metazoa, Arthropoda, Insecta, Diptera, Culicidae.